Saxophila tyrrhenica is the source of this 1032-nucleotide messenger RNA. RefSeq lists its product as uncharacterized. Gene Ontology annotation, molecular function: oxidoreductase activity, acting on NAD(P)H. NCBI's taxonomy places the organism in Eukaryota, Fungi, Ascomycota, Dothideomycetes, Mycosphaerellales, Extremaceae. The transcript is spliced from 2 exons. The record is from RefSeq and is a predicted model, not a curated record. Bases 1 to 1032 code for a protein of 343 amino acids.
AUGAAAGAAGCCCUCGUCUCCGCCGGCCCCAUCGUUACCAUAACCGACUCCCCCAUCCCCCGCCCCGGCCCCAACCAAAUCGUCACCAAAGUCGUCUUCUCCGGCAGCAACCCGAAAGACUGGAAGCGGCCCGAAUGGAUGAGCGACAAACCGCCCGUCAACCAGGGCGAUGACGUUUCCGGGGUGGUGCAUGAAGUCGGCGAGGGGGUGAGGGAGUUUCGGAAGGGGGAUCGCGUGGGGGCGUUUCAUGAGAUGAUGGCGCCGGGGGGGAGUUAUGCGGAGUAUGCGGUUAGUUGGGAGAGUACUACGUUUUUGCUGCCGGAGAAUGUUAGCUUCGAGGAAGGCGCAGCCAUCCCCCUAGCAGCCAUGACAGCCGCCUGCGGCCUCUAUGCCAAACUCCGCCUGCCCGCUCCUUUCCUCCCGAACCCCAAUCCCACUCCUCUAUUGAUCUACGGCGCAAGCUCGGCAGUGGGAUAUUAUACCCUCCAAUUCGCGCUGAAAUCGAACCUCCACCCUCUCAUCUGCGUCGCCGGGCGCGCGGCGAAGCACAUCGAACCCCUGCUCGACCGGAGCAAAGGCGACACCAUCGUCGACUACCGACAAGAAGACGCAAAGGUGGUUGAGGACCUGAAAAAGGCGUUGGGAGGCAAGAAACUCGAACACGCCUACGACGCCGUCUCAGAAAAAGGCUCCUACCAGAACAUCGCCCAAGUCCUCUCCCACACCACAGGAAAAAUCACUUUCGUGCUUCCGGGGAAGAAAUACGACGAUCUCCCCGCCGGGAUCGAGAAGAGCGUUACAAGGGUGGGGGAUGUGCAUGGGACUCCUGACGACCUUAAAGAGUUCGGGUAUGUUUACUUCAGGUAUAUUAGUAAGGGUUUGGCGGAGGGGUGGUUCAGGGCGCAGCCGUAUGAGGUUGUGGAGGGGGGCCUUGAGGGGGUGCAGAAGGGACUGGAGGGGUUGAAGGAGGGGAGGGCGAGCGCUGUCAAGUACAUUUUCAAGAUAUCAGAUACGCCGGGUGUGGGUUCGUAG